Molecule: messenger RNA, 631 nt
Organism: Coregonus clupeaformis (lake whitefish)
Lineage: Eukaryota; Metazoa; Chordata; Actinopteri; Salmoniformes; Salmonidae
Product: probable 39S ribosomal protein L24, mitochondrial
Exons: 4
Coding region: 65-598 (177 amino acids)
Biological process (GO): translation
Cellular component (GO): mitochondrion; ribosome
Molecular function (GO): RNA binding; structural constituent of ribosome
Source: RefSeq, a predicted model, not a curated record
UUAAGCGGAGAAAUGUGAACUUCUUUGACGUGCCAUGAUCAGGUGGCUAGCGGAUAAAUAAUAAAUGGCUAAAAACGUUAAGAAAAUGCGGUUAACAGCCGUAAUGUCAAUGGCCGCUAAGGCUGCCUUCCCUAAAGACUACCGCUACGGCACAAAUCGGCCUAGGACCAUAGCUGCCAAGAGAUUGAACCCACCAGGCAAGAAGAGAAGAAAGGUGUUCAUAGAGCUCAUAGCUUAUGAGGACUGGUCUGUUUUCAAAGGGGACACAGUUGAGAUCCUCUCUGGGAAGGACAAAGGAAAACAGGGCAAAUUGGCACAGGUCUUCAGACACAGAAACUGGGUCAUCCUGGAUGGGCUGAACACGUCCGGAGGACACACUGGAGAAGACUUACACGCCCUCCCUCAAGACUCUGGAGGAGGAGGUUAUGGAGAAGCUGGGCAUCGAAGAGCCCAGGAGGAACCGGAAGACCUAUUGGUACUGAGGGGAGAGACCCUUUGGUGUCUGGGCCACACAGCCAUGGGUUGGGUUGGGGCAUUGCAUCCAUGGUCUCCCUCCCCCUUCUUGUUUCCGCAUUGGUCACCACGGGGGAAAAAUUAGUGACUGCUCUUUAUGGACCUACUGUAGGCCUAC